AUGGAUAUUCAAUUAGAAUUUGAUGAACCAUUUAGUGGUAUCAUUUUUGCUGAUAAGGCUUAUAAUGAUAGUGCAUGUCGUUGGGAUGGUAAAUAUAAUAUCAAAAUGAAUGUUAGCAUUCCUAUUUUUGGAUCAGAUGGAAGCUAUGCAUGUGGUAUUAAGUUGCAACAGAAAACAGGUGAAAUAACCUCAAUGCUAAUUAUAAGCCCAAUGAAGAAUAUUUUGGUAGAUGGCGUAACAAACUUGCAAAUACGAUGUUUAUAUGCGACAAAUGAUAUUACUAUCACUAUGGCUGGUUUACAACUUGU
Messenger RNA from Cercopithifilaria johnstoni, 308 nucleotides. Lineage: Eukaryota; Metazoa; Nematoda; Chromadorea; Rhabditida; Onchocercidae. The record is from the annotation of a GenBank genome assembly.